This is a messenger RNA of Salvia hispanica, 1604 nucleotides long. RefSeq names its product fasciclin-like arabinogalactan protein 10. Gene Ontology annotation, cellular component: plasma membrane. NCBI's taxonomy places the organism in Eukaryota, Viridiplantae, Streptophyta, Magnoliopsida, Lamiales, Lamiaceae. The record is from RefSeq and is a predicted model, not a curated record.
AAUCUCUUUCCUCCAACGGCUUUAAAUCCGACGUGGCACUCACGACUACAUCAAAACCCUAUCCCCAAUUCACUCUCAGUCAGUCCAAGCAAGCGAAGCAACAAUGGCCGCCGCUUCCCUCACCCUCUCCCUCUCGAUCAUCGCCCUCCUCUUCGCCGCCAUUUCCGCCACCAACAUCACCGAAAUCCUCUCCGGCUACUCCGAAUACAGCGAGUUCAACGACCUCCUGACCAAGACCAAACUCGCCGACGAGAUCAACAGCCGCGAGCCCGUGACCGUGUGCGCCCUCCCCAACGGCGCCCUCUCCCCCAUCACCUCCAAACACCCCCUCAGCGUCGUCAAAAACGUCCUCGCCCUCCACAUCCUCCUCGACUACUUCGACGGCCCCAAACUCCACAAAAUCUCCGAAGGCUCCGUCCUCUCCACCACCCUCUACCAGACCACCGGCAAUGCCGCCGGCCAGCUCGGCUUCGUCAACAUCACCGAUGUCAAAGGCGGCAAGGUCGCCUUCGGAUCCGGCCUCCCCGGCUCCCCCCUCGACUCCACUUUCACCAAAUCCGUCGAACAAUUCCCCUACAACCUCUCAAUCAUCGAGAUCAGCCACCCAAUCGCCCCCGCCGCCGUCCUCUCCGCCGCCGCCCCCUCCGACGUCAACAUCACCGCGCUCGUCGACAAGGCAGGCUGCAAGACGUUCGCCUCUCUCAUCGUCUCAACCGGAGUGGUCAAAGUUUUCGCCUCCGCCGCGGCCAAGGGUUUGACCGUCUUUGCCCCCAACGAUGAGGCGUUUAAGGCCGCCGACGCGCCGGAUCUGAGCAAGCUCACCAAUGCGGAGGUCGUUUCUCUCCUCCAGUACCACGCGCUCGCCGCCUACAGCCCCGUCGGCACUCUCAAGCAGACCAAAGGCAGGAUCUCCACGCUCGCCACCAAUGGCGCCGCGAAAUACGACCUCGGCGUCAAAACCGCCGGCGAUUCGGUCAGUCUCAUCACCGGAGUCGACGAUUCCAGGAUUGCUUCCACCGUCAUUGAUUCCACUCCUCUCUGCAUUUUCACCGUCGACAGUUUGCUCCUCCCCGUCGAGCUCUUCGGGAAAGCUCCUUCUCCGGCGCCGGGACCGGCGCCGGAGACAUCUCCAUCUCCUUCUCCGGCGGAGGCUCCUACCCCUGCCUCUUCCCCGGAGCCUGCCGCCGCGCCGUCGCCGUUCAAGUCUCCACCGGCGCCGCCGACGAGCUCGCCUGACGGAGCGCCGUCGGAAGGACCGACGGCGGACUCGCAGAACAGCUCCUCCGACAACUCCGGCGCCUCGUUUGAAGCUCCGGCGGUGGUGAAGGUGCUGUUGCUCACAGUGGCAGUUUCGGUAUUUGGUAGCAUUUUGACGUCCUAAAUCGUCAUUUUCUUUCCUGGUUUGUUAUUUUCUUUUAAUUUAUUUCUUUUACUUUUUUUGUGUGUAUUUCCGAUUUCGAGUUGUUUGUGGAGGAAACGCUUUUUUAGUAUUUUUGUAUUUUAUUUAUUUUCGCUUUCUUUGUGUAAUUGUUGUGUUUGUUUAGCAUAUUUUAUGGAGACGGAGACACUGAAUUCAAGUGAUUUAUAUUUUCCCCUUUUCUUAA